Molecule: messenger RNA, 2712 nt
Organism: Closterium sp. Yama58-4
Lineage: Eukaryota; Viridiplantae; Streptophyta; Zygnematophyceae; Desmidiales; Closteriaceae
Source: the annotation of a GenBank genome assembly
AUGCAUGUCCUCAGCACCUGGAACGUCUCACCUUCAAGCAUUCUCGUUCCCAAUCCCGCGCCGUUGCCGUCACAGCAACAGCCGCCAUUGGUCGGAUAUUCUUCCCUAGAGACGGCAUUCCGCUCUCGUUCUCCUCCAAGCCCUCGUUUUUUCGGGCUCUCCAGGCAACAGAGGCGUUCCGCCGUUAGACGCGGCGGGAAUCGCGGAGAGGCGCGUGCUCGCGCCGCAAUGCAACAGCAGCAGCAGUCAGUGGACGGAGAGAUGAAGGGCGAGCAGGAAGCAGUGGGAUCGGGAAGAGACGGUUUAGAGGAAGGGGGUGAAUUUCCUACGGAACUUGCGCGGAGGCUUCGCGACUUGCAUCAGGAGCAUAUCGAGGAGCAAUGGCGGGAACUGAAGAGCGCGGAGGAGCGUGCGCAGUUGGUGGAGGCUGUCGAGGCAGUGGAUGUGGAGCGAGCAGUGCGCGUGUUCCAGGCAUCCACCCACUCCUCACACAACGCGCCCUCGGCGCCCCUGCAGGUGCAGCCAGUGCGGAACGUGUGUGCGGUGGAGGGGCGAUCAGCUGCCAGCGCGCAGCAGUGGAGGGAGCAGGGCCUGGCUGCCAUCGCCCAUGGCCGACUUGCUGUGCUGCUGCUGGCCGGCGGACAGGGAACAAGGCUAGGCAGCUCAGCACCAAAGGGCUGCUAUGUGUCUCUCUUCCAGCUCAUGGCGGAGCGCCUGAUAUGCAUGCAGACGCUGGCCAUGAAGGCUGCAGGUCCAUCCGACUCAUCGUCCGCGCCAGCGGUCCACAUCCCCUGGCUCAUCAUGACGUCGCCCUUCACCCACCAGCCCAUCCUGGACUCCUUCUCCCACCACAAUUACUUCGGCCUGCUGCCCCACCAGGUGCAUUUCUUCCAGCAGGGCUCGGUGCCGUGCUUCACCAUAGAUGGCCGCAUCAUCCUUGAAACUCCCACCACGCUGUCCCAAGCGCCUGAUGGCAAUGGUGGCGUGUAUAAUGCGCUGAAGGGCAGUGGUCUGCUGGAUCGAAUGCAGGCGCAGGGCGUCACACACGUGGAGUGCUUCUCAGUUGACAACGCCCUCAUCCGAGUAGCAGAUCCUCUUUUUCUGGGCUAUGUGCUGCACGAGUCUGCUGACUGCGCAGCUAAAGUGGUGCAGAAGGCCUACCCAGAGGAGCGGGUGGGCGUGUUUGUGCGCACCAACCACACGCCACUGAAGAAGGGGGAGGGGGGGGAGGGGGAGAAGGAGAAGGGGGAGGGGGAGGAGGGGGAGCUGGUGACAGCCGUGAUGGAGUAUAGUGAGUUACCUCCAGGCGUUGGGACGUCUGUGGACGAUGCAACAGGGAAGCUCAAGUACAACUGGAGCAAUAUCUGCAUUCACAUGUUCUCUGUGGAGUUCCUACAAGCAGCCGCUCACGCUCUCAAGGAGCAGUGCAUCCAUCACCUGGCGGUGAAGCGCAUACCAUCGGUGCACGGGGCAGUGCAGGGUGUGAAGCUGGAGCAGUUCAUCUUCGACGUCUUCCCCCUCGCCUCCACCCUCGCUCUCCUCGAGGUUGCCCGGGAGGAGGAGUUUUCACCAGUCAAGAACGCCCCUGGUGCUGCUGCUGACUCACCAGACACAGCCCGCAAGCAUGUGCUGUCUCUGCACGCACGAUGGGUGCGAGAGGCAGGCGGGCAGAUCGUGAGGAGGGGUGGAGCUGAUGGUGAAGGGGUUGAGAAGGGUGAGGAGGGAGGUGAGGGUGGAAAGGAGAGGGAUGAGGGAGUGGAGGUGUCGCCACUUGUAUCGCAUUCCGGGGAGGGGUUGGAGAGCGUGUGCAAGGGAGUGGUGUUUGAGGCAUUAACGAGAGCGCGGAUCGAUACUGCUAGUGAUUCGUGCACGCGCACGUGGGUAGGGUGUGCUACUGCGCGCGUGCGCGCGCGCGACGCACGGCACGCGAUGGCGAAUAGUCGGUACGAGUACGUGAAGCAGUUCGAGCAGCCGGACAGGCUGCUGCCGCACUGCUGGAUCGUCAUUCGCAUCGACGGCCGAGGGUUCAGCAAGUUUGUGACUGACCACGCGUUUGAGAAGCCCAACGACGAGCGCGGUCUGCGGCUGAUGAACGCGGCGGCGACGGCCGUCAUGGCGCAGGUCCCCGACAUCGUGUUCGCGUACGGCGUGAGCGACGAGUUCAGCUUUGUCAUUCGCCGUGACUCCAACCUUUACGAGAGAAGAGCCAGCAAGCUGAUAUCAGUGGUGGUGUCUCUAUUCGCCGCUUCCUUUGUGCACCAAUGGCCAAGCCACUUUCCCUCACAGCCACUGCUCGCGCCGCCGUCCUUUGAUGCGCGUGCAGUGCUCUACCCCUCCACUGCUGUGCUCCGAGACUACCUCUCCUGGCGACAAGUGGACUGUCACAUCAACAACCAGUACAACACGUGCUUCUGGAUGCUUGUCAAGUCAGGCCUCUCGCCCAAAGAGGCUCAGGACAAUAUCAAGGGCACAUUAGCGGAUGCGAAGAAUGAGCUGCUGUUCACCCGCUUUGGCAUCAACUACAAUGACCUGCCUGCUAUCUUCCGCAAAGGCUCCUCCAUCUUCCGCCACCAGGUGGAGGAGCAGGUGGAGGGCAAGCAGCACCCGGACGGGCGGCCCGUGGUGCGCAAGAAAUCCAAGCUGGUGGUCGUGCACGAUGACAUCAUCGCUGAUGCUUUCUGGGCGGCAAACCCGCAUCUGCUGGGGGAGUAG